GGGGUAUAGUUUGGCCUUUCUGAUAAUCUGGUCCCUAGAUGCUGCGGCGACCUUAUAUGUCAUUAUUGACAAUGUAGUAUAUAUGAAACCUUCCAAAGGUAUCGGUGUUCACCCAGCCAUAUUAGCAAGCUCACCAGCCUUCAAAGAAAAAUAUCGUCAACUCCUUGGAGCGCUUGGGUUUGCUGUUAACGUGACGUGGAACGACAUCGCUGCAACCCUUGACCAGCUCGUUGACUUUGCUGGUCACUCUACUAUGGCGCAUGCCUCGGCUCUGAACUGUAAUACCAACACAAUGGCUUGUAAUAUUGUAGAUUCGACAACUACACAGCGCUAGAUUAUAGAAAUAUAUUUCGCUAAAGUAUAUCCGAACGGAGCGAUUGAUAUGCGCCUCAUAGAACCAUAAUUUGGCCAUCUGAAUAGACUAUACUCUGGUUUGCAGUCUGAUCACUGCGACAGAAACUUCGUAACUGAAUGUGAUCUCGAAUUCCGUUCUACAACCGAACGUUGCCUCACUCCAUAUAUAUAAAGACUAUACGGCAAAUAAUGUAUGACGAC
This is a messenger RNA of Sphaeroforma arctica JP610, 555 nucleotides long. RefSeq lists its product as hypothetical. The annotation marks the transcript as partial. Lineage: Eukaryota; Ichthyosporea; Ichthyophonida. The transcript has 2 exons. The record is from RefSeq and is a predicted model, not a curated record.